Molecule: messenger RNA, 4640 nt
Organism: Falco peregrinus (peregrine falcon)
Lineage: Eukaryota; Metazoa; Chordata; Aves; Falconiformes; Falconidae
Gene: ADGRD2
Product: adhesion G protein-coupled receptor D2
Exons: 26
Coding region: 763-4008 (1081 amino acids)
Biological process (GO): cell surface receptor signaling pathway; adenylate cyclase-activating G protein-coupled receptor signaling pathway
Cellular component (GO): membrane
Molecular function (GO): G protein-coupled receptor activity
Source: RefSeq, a predicted model, not a curated record
GCAGGGCGCGGUGGCCCCGCGGAGCAGGCGUCGCGGUCCCUUCGGCUCCGCCGGGGCCGGCGCUGCCCAAGCCCCCGCCGGGCUCCCGCGGCCAGCGGCUGCGGGCGGAGCUCGGUCCUUCCCGGCGGUUCCGGCCCGGUACCAGCCCGCGCCGCUGGCGGGCUCGCUGGCGGCUCCCCCAGGCUGCAGGCGGCCUGCGGGCCCCGAGCCCCGGCGGCCCCGCGGUGCAGACGUGCGGGACGCGGCUGGCGGGGCGCUGCCCCCCCCGGUGCCAGGCUGGCGCGGAGCCUGGCGUGCUGCUCCCUGGCGGCCUCGGAGCUGCGUUCUGCGGCUGUAAAAAGCCGCUGCUGAGCUUCGGAGAACUGCGAACGUCUUCAGAGCCCGGGCGCCGGCACGGAUCUGCGGGGUCCCGCGGCAGCGCAGUGCUGGGCUGUGCGCGGGGCUGUGCGCAGGGCUGUGCGCGGGGGCUGCGCGGGGGAGCGCCCCGCCAAGCGCAGGGGCCACCCGCGGCUGGCAGCGUCGGGGCCGAGAGGCAGCUUUGGGACUUGUUUGCAUUGGGGAUCGCACUGCCGGUUUCCGUGUUUGUACCUUUACGUGCCCUCCUCUAGGACUUCACGAGGUGUUGCACAGCCGCAGCCAGGGCUCCCCCGGCCGGCCAGGGUGGUGCGGCGGAGCUCACCGGCUCAGCCCUGGCGUCGGAGCUGUGUGUUCGGCACUGCUCGUGGGGCCCAGCAAAGGGUGAAAGCUUUCCAGCUGUUCAGCAUGUUUAGGAGAGACUUGAGACCUGAUUCUUGGUUCUUCAGCUUUCUGGUCGGUAAUCUGUCCAGGAGCCUCUUUGCCUUUGCAGCCCUUGCCAAGAACCAGACUUCUAAAGAUUUUGUUCCUGUCACAAUUGAGACCUCAAGACACGUGUACGAAUAUGUGACCACUGCUUUGAACUGGUGGCAUGCAGAUAGAUACUGUGAACAACGCUUUGCUCAGCUGCUUUUUGAACCCCAAGACAGUGAGCAAGCUUCCUUUAGCAAACUGCUGCAGUCCCACCAUAUCAGAGGUUCCAUCUGGCUAAAUGAAAGGGAUGGUGUCCUGCACAAACCAAAAUGGAGACGGGACCACGUUGCACCAGUCCUGAUAUUUGGAGACAAAACAGACACAAAAUAUGUGAAGGUGCUCUCUGACUUCCCAGGACUGCCUGCUGUCACAGCCUGCGCCCACCUCCAGUGGGACACCAGGACCCAGGAGAUUGCUACCAUCUUCUCCUACGCUGUGCCAGCUUUUAUUAACGAGUUCCAGGUCCGUGGCUUUGUCGACGAGGAAGGCUUUGUUCGAUUUGCUCUCAUAGUCCACGGGCACCAUUCCCCAUACCUGCCAGUGUUCCGUGCCGAUGGACAGUGGCAUCAUUUUUGCGUGACCUGGCAGCAGGAAAACGGGACCUGGGCCAUCUAUGCUGACGGUAAAAGGAGGGCAUCUGCCAGCGGUUUGUGUGCUGUGGGACCAUCUUCCCCCCAGGCCAUCUACGGCCAGGGGACUUUGAUAAUUGGGCAGGAUCAAGAUUCCCUGGGGGGCACCUUCAGGGAGAAGGAAUCCUUCAGUGGGAACAUUACUGACUUGCACAUCUGGCAGAAAGUCCUCAGCGUGGAGCAGAUUGAGAAAGUUCGGUCAUGCUGGGUAGUAGAGCAAGACCUUGUGUUUGGGUGGAGCUCCAAUGCUCUGGAGAUCGAGAGCAGCGUUCAGGAGGUGACCGCACAGUUUCUUUGCCCAGGGCCUGUUGAGGAAUGCCGAGUUUUUGAAGUUGGCAGCAGUGGAUUCAGUUACACAUCUUGUUUGCAGACUUUGCCUUUUAUCUGUCGCUACAGAAAGGAUGCAUACUGGCAACUGAAAAAAGCUCAGCUGGAAUCCAGCCGCUCGCUUGUUGGCCGUGUGAACACGCUUGCAGAGAGGACUGUGAUUCCUGAGAAUAUCUUCACAAGUGAUGUCCAAGACAUGAACCUCUCUGUUGCUCUUGGUGCUCUUGAUCUCUUGGCAACUGUUCUGAGGGAAGGAGAGACACCCAUGCUGGAGUCGUCUGAUCUCCUUGCAGUGCUUCAAUUACUAAAGCAAGUUUCUGAUGUGGAAGUCCAGGAGGGAGAGGAGCUGGAGAUGCUGGAGCAGUUGGGCCAGUAUUACGUGGAAGUGACUGAGUUAAUCCUGAAAGAGCAGAAUAUUGAAACGUGGUCAUCAGUCAGCCAGGUUAUCAGCGGGCCCAUGGCUGUUGUUGAGCUCUGCGACAGAGUGGUGUCACACUUAGCCCCACUGCUGACUGCAGGGAGGACAAAGAUCACGAUCCAGCAUGGGAACGUUGGGAUGGAGGUCAGGAAGCUGGAGCUGAGCAGGCAGGAGAUGAGCAGUGAGGCGUACCUGGUCCAGAGCCCUGAGAAGGGCAGGCACGACCUCAUUGAAGUUCCUGCAGAAGAAAUGCAAAGACUGAAAGCCAGAGGUCUUCGCAGAGUCAUGGUGAAAAACAUGUGGUUUGGCUACGGAUCCCUGCAGCGCUGCCUGUCCAGUGCGGGCAGCGGCGCUGUCUUCCAGGACAUGGCUGCUUCUGAUGGAGAACAGAAGUACCUGCGCACCGCGGUGGGCACUGCCGUGAUCUCGUCCGCUCUGCUCAGCGACUUCCAGGAGAUCAGCACAUCUGUGCGCUACCGCCUGCAGCACCGUGCCCAGGACCUGCCCAAUAAGCUGGUGGGGCCCAUCUGUGCCUUCUGGAACUUCAGCCUCAGCCCAGAUGCUGGUGGGAUGUGGUCCACAGCUGGCUGCUCUGUGGUGACAUCUCUCCCAGACUCCACUGCCUGUUUUUGCAACCAUACCACGAAUUUUGCUGUCCUGCUGCAGGUGUAUGAGAUGCAGAGGACCACCAAGGAGGAGCUCACACUGCAGACCUUGACUUUUAUUGGAUGUGGCGUUUCCUUCUGUGCCUUGAUAGUUACCUUCAUUUUAUUCUUGGCAGUUGGUGUCCCCAAGAGUGAACGAACAACCGUGCACCAGAACCUGAUCUUUGCGUUAGCGGCAGCAGAAGCUCUGCUCAUGUUCAGUGAGUUGGCCAAGACCAACCAGGUGGUGUGUUUCACCGUCACUGCCUGCCUUCAUCUCUUCUUCAUGGCAGCCUUUUCAUGGAUGCUGGUAGAGGGGCUUCUCCUAUGGAGCAAAGUGGUAGCAGUCAACAUGAGUGAAGACAGGAGGAUGAAAUUCUACUACGUGACAGGCUGGGGGCUUCCAGUCGUUAUCGUGGGUGUGACCCUCGCAACUUCCUUUAACAAGUAUGUGGCAGACAACCACUGCUGGCUGAACGUCCAGACCAACGUCAUCUGGGCCUUUGUUGGCCCUGUUCUCUUCAUCCUGGCCGUGAACACCUUUGUGCUGUUCCGGGUGGUGGUGGUGACUGUGUCCAGUGCUCGCAGGAGAUCAAAGAUGCUGACGCCCAACAGCAGCCUGGAGAACCAGAUUGGAAUACAGAUAUGGGCCACGGCCAAGCCCAUCCUGGUGCUGCUGCCUGUGCUGGGGCUGACCUGGGUCUGCGGGGUCCUUGUCCACCUCAGCAUCAUUUGGGCCUACAUCUUCAUUGUGCUGAACUCCCUCCAGGGCCUGUACAUAUUCCUUGUCUAUGCAGUCUAUAACAGCGAGGUGAGGAAUGCCAUCCAGAGGAUGAAGGACAAGAAGAAAGCACUCUCGUUCACAAACUGCUCUCAUCCCAUCAACUACUUAUCAAGUCCAAGAAACACGACCUCCUGGGAGACAGGGAAACCGAGUCCUUCUGCAGCUGAGAGUGCCUUGUCGAGCCCUGUGCAGAAAGACACUCCAGUGAAGAACAUCACCAACAAAGGAAAUUUUGGAGCCAAAAUUCCGAUGGGGAUUUCAUCAAUUAUGUCACCCGAGAGACCGGCUGUAGAGCUGACAGCAUUCAAGUCCUCAGGUUGUAGAAAGGCCAAUGUCACCGUGGAGGUGGGUAGAAUUAAAACCAGAAAUCCCUCCUAAGCCCCAGACCUCUGCUCACAGCAGUGCUGGGGAGAGGCCAGCCAGCCAGAGCUCCCUGCUCCCUCCCCGGCUUCCCUGCCUGGCUUUGGGCAAGUCACCAGCUCCUCCGGGUACGGGUGCAGCAUAUUUCACUUUAUUUUUUUACCAACUGCUGCCAAUUACUCUCGGCACUCUCAGUACAGUCUCUGGAUGGGGUCACUCAAGCAGACAGUGCAGUGAAGAAGCACCAGGAAUGGAUUGAUACUAUUUUUUCUGCAUUGUUACAUUUUCUUUUGUCAAAAGAAGCAGUGCAUUAGCAGGUUUCUGAUUUUGCUCCACAUUAAGUGUCUAAGCAGGGCAUGCUUAGACUAUUUUCGAGACGAUGCCACCCAGAAGCAUUGCAGCUUUCUUCCCCACAGUGGACACAUGAGCAAGGCAGAAACGGUGGCAUCCAGGAGUAGAUGUGCUGCGGCAUUUCAGGUGUAGGCGUGGGGUCUCAGAGACAGCAAGACCUACACCCAGCACGUGCAUUUGUGCUCUGUCCCCCCGCCCCACUCUCACCCUCACCUGCUCCUGCAUAUUUCAAUCUAGCCACAUGUGUAAUUAAACUCCAGCUGUGCAAAGAGGCGGGUUGUUUAGUUUGGUUUUGUUUU